Messenger RNA from Sinocyclocheilus grahami, 2523 nucleotides. RefSeq names its product calpain-1 catalytic subunit-like. NCBI's taxonomy places the organism in Eukaryota, Metazoa, Chordata, Actinopteri, Cypriniformes, Cyprinidae. Bases 134 to 2182 code for a protein of 682 amino acids. Gene Ontology annotation, molecular function: calcium ion binding; calcium-dependent cysteine-type endopeptidase activity. Gene Ontology annotation, biological process: proteolysis. Gene Ontology annotation, cellular component: cytoplasm. The transcript is spliced from 22 exons. The record is from RefSeq and is a predicted model, not a curated record.
CCCCGCCCCCUCUGGACUCACGCGCACUGAAGCUCUAAUAGUGUAUUGCGUAUCUUUUCGGGAAAAUAUUACUGUAUAUAUCACACAUCCCCCUCACAGAAGAGACUGACAGGACCGCAGCUGCAAGGCAAGCAUGUUCACAUAUGGAGGAAUCUCGGCACAGAUCAGUGCUAACAGGCUACAGGCAGAAGGUGUGGGCUCUUUUGAGCAGGCUUUACACUUCCAGAACCAGGACUUUGAGGCACUCAAACAGGAGUGUUUGGAAGGAGGCUACCUGUUUGAAGACCCCUGCUUCCCCGCCGAACCACCCUCUCUCGGCUUCAAAGAACUUGCCCCGUAUUCCUCCAAAACCCGUGGUGUGGAGUGGAUGCGCCCUACGAGUGGUGACUGCUGGCUCCUCGCUGCUAUAGCCUCGCUGACUCUUAAUGAAAGACUCCUCCACAGGGUCGUCCCUCAUGGCCAGAGCUUUCAGGAUGACUAUGCUGGAAUCUUCCACUUUCAGUUCUGGCAGUUUGGUGAGUGGGUCGACAUCGUGAUUGAUGAUCGGCUCCCGGUCAGAGACGGAGAGAUCAUGUUUGUCCAUUCAGCAGAGGGAAAUGAGUUCUGGAGUGCCUUGGUUGAAAAAGCCUAUGCUAAGCUAAAUGGCUCCUAUGAAGCUCUCUCUGGAGGAUCCACUACUGAGGGUUUUGAGGAUUUCACCGGAGGGGUUUCAGAGAUGUACGAGCUCCGGAAGGCUCCGAGAGACCUGUACCGAAUCAUCAGCAAAGCCCUGGAGAGAGGCUCCCUGCUAGGCUGCUCUAUUGAUAUCACCAGUGCCUUUGACAUGGAAUCUGUGACGUUCAAGAAGCUGGUUAAGGGUCAUGCUUACUCAGUGACUGCUCUCAAACAGGUGGAAUUUAGGGAUCAUACAGAGAGGCUAAUCCGCAUCCGUAACCCAUGGGGUCAGGUUGAAUGGACGGGGGCCUGGAGCGACAACUCCCCUGAAUGGGAUGAAAUUGAUCCAUCUGAGAAGGAUGACUUGCACUUAAAAAUGGAGGAUGGCGAGUUCUGGAUGUCGUUCAGUGAGUUUUUGCAGCAGUUCUCCAGGCUGGAGAUUUGUAAUCUGACCCCUGAUGCUCUGAGUGAUGAUGACCUGAGCCACUGGAACACCAUCAAGUUUCACGGUGCCUGGCGGAGAGGCAGUACCGCAGGAGGCUGCCGAAACCAUCCCAACACAUUCUGGAUCAAUCCACAGUAUAAGAUCACAUUGCUGGAGGAAGACGAUGACCCAGAGGAUGAAGAAGUGGCCUGCAGUUUCCUGGUGGCUUUAAUGCAGAAAGACCGCAGACGGUACCGCCACCACGGACAGGACAUGCACACCAUCGGCUUUGCUAUCUACGAGAUUCCUGAAGAGUAUGCCGGCUGUCAGAACGUUCACCUUAAAAAGGACUUCUUCCUAAAACACUCAUCGUCUGCCCGCUCUGAGUCCUUCAUUAACCUGCGGGAGGUGAGCACUCGUCUCCGCCUGCCUCCCGGUGAAUACAUCAUCGUCCCCUCCACCUUCGAACCCAGCAAAGACGCUGAUUUUGUCCUACGAGUCUUCACUGAAAAGCAGUCACAGACGGAGGAGUUGGAUGACGAGAUUUCAGCUGACCUGGAGGAUGAGGCAGAAAUUACAGAGGAUGAUAUUGAUGACUCUUUCAAGUCCUUGUUUGCCCAGCUGGCUGGAGAGGAUAUGGAGAUAUCUGUCCAUGAACUCAGAACUAUUCUCAACAGAGUAGUGUCCAAACACAAGGAUCUAAAGACAGAUGGCUUCAGCAUGGAGUCCUGCAGAACUAUGGUAAACCUCUUGGAUAAAGAUGGUAGUGCACGGUUGGGUUUAGUAGAGUUUCAGAUCCUCUGGAACAAAGUAAGGAAGUUACUGGGGAUCUUCAGAGAGUUUGAUAUUGAUAAGUCAGGGACUAUGAGCUCUUAUGAGAUGCGUCUGGCUGUAGAAUCAGCAGGUUUUAGGCUCAAUAACAGACUCAACCAGAUUCUUGUAGCCAAAUACGCUGAGAACGAGGUAAUCGAUUUUGAUAACUUCGUCUGCUGCUUGAUCAAACUGGAAGCCAUGUUCAGAUCUUUUCAGCAGUUGGACAAAGAUGGAACAGGAACGGCUGAGAUGAACCUAUCUGAGUGGCUCUUCAUGACCAUGUGCGGUUGAGGUAGACCAUUUCAUGAACGUCCAACUCAAGAACCUGCUGGAAAGUGCCUCAAUGCUGAACUCCUCAUGCAACAAUGCCACUAUAACCUCAUUAGAAUACAGUGCUACUAGUUUUUUAAGGAUUUCUUUUUCUCUCAAUAUUACAUAUUGCAGUUACACUACAAAGAAAACCCCUGUAGUGUGAAACACAAGAAAGAGGACCUCCACUCACUUCUGCUGUAAUGACUGAUGGAAUGGCUGAGAAACAUCAUGUGCAUGGGAUAAAUAUCAAGUGAGCUUCAAGUUUUGUCCUAACAGAACUUUAUUUCAAAAGGCUGUCUAUGAAUAGUGCCAUGGGGGGG